AUGGUCUCACUAUUAGCCAACAAGGAAGCGGAUGGCAAGUUUCUCGCUGAGUACACCAUCGACGUGCAGAACUUUGUCAAGCCGAUGUCUUCGGAAGAUCAGACGAUCAAUGUCAACUACUUGAAAAAGUACGGAUUGCAUGAGCAGCCUUCUUUCUAUCUUUGGUCAAUAAACGUUUCAAUCUUCGAACAGCUAAGCGAUUCACAGUUUCAUCGAGUCUAAUUCUUGUCGUGUCAGUGACAAACUUCAGUUCGCAUGACGUUUUGUGUUUCUGAUCAUUCCUGCACCUCUGUCUAUUGUAAUUUUUUGAACUGAUAACGUCCGUGCACGCGGGUGAUAACAGAAAUCGGGCUUUCAUUGCCCUAUUUCUCUUUUAGCACAAAUGGUUGGAAUAUCGUUCACUUCAAGAUCAGGAACUAUCGACGAAAAUGGAAAUGAGAAGAAUGAGUGAGCCCACGGAAAGUUUUCAGUUUUUAAAAGCAUUUGAACCCAGAUUCUCGGCCUCAGCGGUCCUUGAUCAACGGGAAACCGAUUGGAGAUCAAUGUGGAUCUCCAUCUUUCUCCAGUUCGUCGUAGGCGUUCAAGUGUCCGUCUACUAUAUGUCUAUGUGGCCGUACUUGCAAAAAGUGAGUGAUCCCAAAUCGGAAUCGCUAUAAAAGGCACGUUCAGUUGGACAAAACCGCAGAUGUGGACUUUCUUGGAUGGAUUGUAGCCGCUUGUAACAUUGGAGCGACCAUUGUAAGUACCCAGUUUUUCUUACUUUUCAUGUUAACAUUACUUACAGUCGAAUCCUAUUUACGGAUACUGGAACCAGAGGACAAUGUCCGUGAAAUGGCCAGUUAUCACUGGAUUUCUGAUUGCCGCACUUGGUGGGAACAUUGGAUCCAAAAGAAACGUGAAAGUUUAUUUAGUUUUCAGCUCAAACAUGGUAUGGACUUUUGGGUUUGUUCGCCGGCGCCAAAUGGUACAUGCUCGUGGCCAGAAUCGUUACUGGACUGGGAGUCGGAAAUAUUGCCGCUUUAAGAGUUUACGGAGCAACAGCAUCCACCCCAAAGGACAGAAUGAAGGCGAUCUCGUACGGAACUGGAGGAUACGUACUCGGAAUUUCUUUCGGUCCCGUGCUUUCGGUGAGAAUAUGAGAAUUGACCGGAUAAUCUGUGUUCUCAGGCGUUCUUCACUCCUCUCGGAGAAAUCGGAUGGAGAAUGGGAUCGAUCUACUUCAACAUGUUCACCGCUGUGGCUUUCCUGAUGACCGGUGUCUGCUUCGCUGCCUGUCUGGUCGUCUACUUCUUUUUCGAGGAGAACUACGUGGGAAUUAUGGAUGAGAAUGAAAGCGGUAAGGUAUUAUCUUAACGAUUCGCAAAAAGUAUCAUGUUAGAAUCGACUGUGGUUGUGCCGAACUUUGAUCUUUUGGCCGCUUUGGUUUGCAUUUACUUGUUCAUGAUUGUCAAUAUCAUUGCCACCAAUAUCGAAGUGUAAGUAUCACACCUUCCUUAAUAAUUCAUCCCAGCCAUUCAGAAUGUCUACCCCACUGACAACUGUCCUGUAUGAUUGGAAAGAUAGUCAAUCGAUCCUCUACAAUGGAAUCGCCCUCUGCUGUUCGUGCAUCGUCUCCGUCGCGCUCAACGUCAUCCUCGGCAGCACGAAGCUCGGAAAACUGUGAUGCUGACCAGCCACUGCUCAGUUCUUAUACAUUUCAUAGCUACUUCCAGAGACAAACGCAUCCAGAUGCUCGUCGGAAUCGUGUUCUUCCUGCUCUACCAAGUGUUCAUGUACCCGUGGAACUUCUAUUCUGGACCGUUGGACUACUUGCCUGACGGAGAGGACACUGACGUUGCAGGCGGUUGUUACCAGACGUACAAGUGGUGCAGUUGGACCACGAGAGUCCCGUUGCCCGUUUACUUGAUGUGUUUCAUUGUGUUCUUCGGAAUCGCGUUCCCGUUCGUCGAAUCGCCUUCAGCGGCACUUUAUUCAGAGGUUUUGGGUCCCCGAAAGCAGGGAACUAUGCAAGGACUCUUCUCGUUGGGAGGAAGUUUGGCGCCCGUCAUCGGAUCAUUGACUUCAACGUAAGAAUUAUGUGUAGACUCUGACCGUGACACGUUUCAGAGCUCUUUUCCAAGCUACCGGAUUCCAAUACGUGAUGGUCUAUCAGGCGGGCAUUCUGUUGAUUGGCGCCGCGCUGAUCUUGCUCUUCUACAAACGUCUGGUUCCGCUAAAGUUGAAGUCUAUUAAGAAAACGUGA
Messenger RNA from Caenorhabditis sp. 36 PRJEB53466, 2242 nucleotides. The record is from the annotation of a GenBank genome assembly. NCBI's taxonomy places the organism in Eukaryota, Metazoa, Nematoda, Chromadorea, Rhabditida, Rhabditidae.